Messenger RNA from Stylophora pistillata, 393 nucleotides. Its product is annotated as basic proline-rich protein-like. Lineage: Eukaryota; Metazoa; Cnidaria; Anthozoa; Scleractinia; Pocilloporidae. The record is from RefSeq and is a predicted model, not a curated record.
CACCGAUGCUAUCCACCACCUCAACCUCCUGGUCACAAUCCCCCACCUCCACCUCCAUCUCUACCUCCAGGUCUCCGACCUCCACCUCCUGCACCAGGUUUCCAACCUCUAAAACCGGAUCUCGAGCCUCCACCUCCGCCUCCGCCUAUAGAUUUCCAGCGUCCGCCCCCACCUCCACCACCGGGUCUCCACCCUCCACCUCCGCCUCCGCCUACAGGUUUCCAGCCUCCACCACCGGUUCUCCAGCCUCCACCUCCGUCCUUACCUACAGAUUUCCAGCCUCCAUCUCCACCACCACCUCCAUCACCGGGUCUCCAGCCUCCACCCCCACCUCCGCCCACAGGUCUCCAGCCUCCGCCGCCACCCCCGGGUCUCCAGCCUCCUCCCCCACCU